Eucalyptus grandis is the source of this 774-nucleotide messenger RNA. Its product is annotated as probable calcium-binding protein CML47. NCBI's taxonomy places the organism in Eukaryota, Viridiplantae, Streptophyta, Magnoliopsida, Myrtales, Myrtaceae. The record is from RefSeq and is a predicted model, not a curated record. The transcript has 2 exons. Gene Ontology annotation, molecular function: calcium ion binding. Bases 1 to 774 code for a protein of 257 amino acids.
AUGGACGUGAUCAUGAUGCGUCAUGACCGGGAUGGAUCCGUGAAUGAUCGUAGAAGGGGCCUGCCAUUAGUGAAGUACGACAGGUUUUGCUCUUUUCCUGAUUGCCGAGUCGUUCACAGGCUUUGUGCGCUUAUCCUAAUUGCCAAAGUUACAAUGGAGCAACCACUGGGAAUAAAAUCUGUUACUGUCUUAUCCGUCGUUGCCAUGAUCAUAGCAAUAGUGCCGCUAGACUCGAUCAUAUUAUUACUUAAUGUCUUGUACUCGGACUUCAGACUCUUAGUCAAGACUCUGCGCGAUGUAUAUUCAAUGGUGAGUAAGUUUUUCAGCUACGGUAAGAACCAAAAUGCAGAAGUCCCGGCUCGUCGAUCUCCGGCCCCACCAAUCCGUGUGAGUUGUGAAACAGUGGACAACAUGGAGCUGUCCAGGCCGGAGGUGGAAACGGUGAUGGCGAAGCUGGGGAUCUUUGGGAACCUACGUUGCGAUGAUGACCGUGAUGAGGUUCAAGAGAGAAUAGGAGUCAGGGAAAUCGCAGCUCUUUUUGAGGAGGAAGGGCCAAGUCUGGAGGAAGUGAAGGAGGCGUUCUACGUGUUCGAUGGGAACUGUGAUGGGUACAUUGAUGCUGGAGAGCUGGGUGAUGUCCUCCGUAAGUUGGGCCUUGUGCAGCUCUGCGAGGUCGACUGCAGGAGCUUCAUUCAGGCCUUUGAUGACAAUGGGGAUGGAUUGAUUGAUUUCAGAGAGUUCAAAAAACUUGUGGAGAAAAGCUUCUCUCAAUGA